CAAAUGGUAAAGCAUUGUGCAACUGCAGACUGCUUUAUCCAAUAUAUAAGGAGCGGUUUGACUGACAUUCAAUUUAUUUAAGCAUCAAAAGAACAACAAUGCGCACCGGUGUCGGCCUUGCUUUCCUGUGCUUGGCAUGCUGUUUUCAUGGCUCUCUGUCUUGUCCAGCUCUUUGCAAAUGCUACCCAAGAAGAGCUGAGGUGGUCUGCAAUGACGUUCCCCUGACAGAGUUCCCAUCCCAGGGGCUCCCAAAGAACACCAGCCUGCUGACCAUCCAAUUCACCAACAUCAGCUCCAUCUCUGAGCACCACCUUAGUGCCAUGCCUCUUCUAGAAGGACUACAUCUAUACAGUAACAACCUGGAGAGCCUUUCAUCUCACCUGCUCAGGGGCGUUCCUCACCUGAAAACCUUGGAUCUCACUGAUAACAAACUGGCUCAUCUGCCUCAGGAUGUCUUCAGCCACGCCCCACUCCAAAGUCUGGUGCUCAAGAGCAACCUGAUAGAAACGGUGGAUGCAGACUGGUUUCCACCCAACAGCAGCCUGACCUGGCUAGAUCUGUCAGGGAACCGCUUAACCAGCAUCCCCUCAGCCCUGUUCCAGAGAUUGCCUCAUCUGGAGAACCUGGACUUGUCCUACAACCGCCUGGAGAAAUUACCCCCGGAUUCUCUGAAGCCACUGACCAGACUCGAGAGACUCAACUUGCGGAACAACAAGCUGAGCAGCCUCGAUCCAUCAGUAUUUCAAGGUGCAAGUAACCUGACAUUCCUUUUCCUCCCUGAGAACCGGCUUGAGAAGCUCUCGCCGACCCUCUUCCAGGGCCUCUCCAAACUCAGGUACCUGACCCUGGAUGGAAACCAGCUGAGUCAUGUCCCACCAGGUCUGCUGGACCCAUUGCUUUCCCUGGAUGAGGAGGGACUGGACCUCACCGUUAACCCCUGGCUGUGCGAUGGGAAGGUGGAGUACUUCUGGAGAUGGCUUGUGAAGAACAAACAGAAGGCCUUUGCAGAAGUGAACAUUAUAUGUGCUCAACCUCUGUCUCUAGCGGGGCGCUCCAUCAGCUCACUGAUGGAGAAUGAACUAAAUGUCUGAGCCUUAAUUUGUCUUGAGUUAGUCUUUCUUGUCAUUCUUAAAGUGUCAAGCCUCAACACUGUCACACAUCCAAUGCAGGUAAGUU
Messenger RNA from Lampris incognitus (smalleye Pacific opah), 1176 nucleotides. RefSeq names its product leucine-rich alpha-2-glycoprotein. Gene Ontology annotation, molecular function: protein binding. Gene Ontology annotation, cellular component: plasma membrane. The record is from RefSeq and is a predicted model, not a curated record. The coding region runs from base 99 to 1091 and encodes 330 amino acids. The transcript is spliced from 2 exons. NCBI's taxonomy places the organism in Eukaryota, Metazoa, Chordata, Actinopteri, Lampriformes, Lampridae.